Messenger RNA from Stegastes partitus (bicolor damselfish), 4197 nucleotides. It is a transcript of the gene nrip2, whose product is annotated as nuclear receptor interacting protein 2. NCBI's taxonomy places the organism in Eukaryota, Metazoa, Chordata, Actinopteri, Pomacentridae. The record is from RefSeq and is a predicted model, not a curated record. The transcript is spliced from 6 exons. Bases 355 to 1176 code for a protein of 273 amino acids.
CAUGUCUACAUAAGAGCAGCAUCCUGGACAGGACAAUAGCUCCUAAAGCUGCUGAGACAAAUACAUGCCAAGGACUACAGAGAGAGAGAGAGAGAGAGAGAGCGCAGAACAAGCCCAGAGGGAAGGACAGCAGCAUUUCAGAGAGGACAGAACAGGCAGGAAGAGGCAACAUUUGCAGGUUUAUUCCGUUGCUGAGGACCUUGUAAAGGAGCUAAAGAGCCUGUUUUUGGAGGUUUUCUAUUCCUUCUGCACACGGACGUCCACUCUGUCUCCCAGUGCUGCUGCUGCUGUGAGGCGACAGUCUCCGUGCUUCUGUGCACAGCAUCAGAAGAGACUGUUUUACAGUCCGAGACCAUGAGUGAGGCGAAGAAAGGUGAACUAGCCAUCCGGGAUAAAGCCAUCCUGCACCAGCAGAGGCGUCUGAAGCAGGCUACCCAGUUCACACACAAGGACUCGGCUGACCUCCUGCCCCUGGAUGGGCUGAAGAGACUGGGCACGUCCAAGGACCUGCAACCUCACAGCAUCGUCCAGCGCCGCCUGCUGGAGGGAAACAUCCCGCGGCUGCGAGGCGAGGCGAGGGACCCCAGCGCCAGGGUUCGAUCCCCGCUGGCCGACACCAAGGACGGACCCACGGACGCAGAGGAGAGGAGCGAGAGCACGGCCGACGACUCCACAGAGGAGAGGGAGUCUCUGGAGGAGAGCGAGAGGAGCCUUCGGUCGGACGAGGAGGACGACAACAGCGAAGCAGGAGCCAGACAGACAGCGGAGAAGCCAGAGGGCACGGAGAGCUCAACCAUCCUCACAGCUCUGGUCAUUCAAUGCAAGUGCUGCGAGGCUGAAGUCAAGGCAUCCAUCAACACUGGCAGCCAACAUAACCACAUCUCCACCUCCUGCUGCCAGAGGCUGGGACUGGUGCCCAGUUCACCAUGUGGAGGAAGCAGCUCAGUGACGGAUCUGCAGCUGCAGCUGGGCAGGCAGACGCUCCGGUGUUCAGCCUAUGUCAAAGAGGAUGAGGCGUUUGAGCUGUGCCUGGGUCUUCAGACUCUGUUGGAACUUAAAUGCUGCCUGGAUCUGAGCAGUCGGGUCCUGAAGCUGCAGGGCUGCGGCGAGGAGCUGCCCUUCCUGAACCCUUCGCCUGACAGCCAGUGCCAUCACGACACCAACGAGAACCUGUGAGCCCAACGCGACGCCGGCGACCGCCUCCUCUUGGCCUGACCGGUUGCAGCAGCAGCAGCGUGGCAUCGUGCUGUUUGUGUCUGGACCGUCCGAUCACAGUGUCUCUCACUGCCAGAACAUGGAUGAGCAUUCGCCUCAGUCGUUCUUGAGUUUACAUCUUUGUGUUCGUAGAAUUAAGACAUUUGCCAUGAUUAUCUCUUCUAUUGAAUUAGUCUAGUUUACAGAGCAAAAUCCAAUCUCUGUGAGUUUAAUCAUUCUUUAUGAGUAUACUGUAUGUUCAAAUCAGUUCCUCUGUUGAGCUGCUUGGGUUCUCUGAAGCGCUCCAGAAGGGAAAACCAUGAUUAUCAUUAAAAGUGAACUUUGGUGGAAUAUUUUGUGAUUUGACUGUAAAAAAAAAUACUUUAACAAUCAAGUAAAUGAAAAAAGUUAAUUGCAAAUCUAAAUCAUUUCAGUUAGAUAUUGUAAUCGGAAAGAUUUGAUAUUUGGGGAUGUAUAUUUGUUCUUUUUGAAAAAAGUCUAUGCUACCCAUGAAGCUACACCUGUCAGCCAGUUAGCUUAGCUUAGCGUGGGCUAGGAACAGGACUAGCGUGGAUCUGUCUGACAGCAACAAUAUCUGUCUACAGCACCUCCAGUAUAUACACGUUACGGCUUCUCUGUGAAAUUUAUACAAGCACUGAAAUGGACACGCAAAAAGUUAAGAUUUUCUGAUUAAAAAAAUCACUCCAGGUUGAGAAACAGUCACAAAAGCACAUAACAGGCUGUCAAACUGCCGUCUGCCUUUUUUACAUCUCAGUGUUUUUGUAGAUUAAACCAGUGAGGGGUUUCCAGCAUUCACAUUUCACACUUUUUAACCGUAACUUUUACAUGUUUUCACAGUAGAUCCAUAUCUUUGUCCACUAUUUUCUACUGCUUUUAGCAAGCUAGUGUAUCUCCACCACUUAUCCCAUUUUAUUAGCAAACUAGGUCAAUUGUUUAAUCAUGCUACUAGCCUUUUGGCUCAACUAUUUGCUCAUUGGUUUUAGCUAACAAGCUAAGUUGUUAGCUGUUCUCCCAACCUUUAUUCAUUACUUUUAGCUCUUCCACCAUUUAUCCAUAACUUGUGGGAAAGUAUUUCUGCUCUUUAGCUAUAACGUUGGCAUAUUUGGACAGUUUAUCUCAGGCUAUUUCCACCAUUUCUUCAUGUAGUUUAGCAUCUACUGUAUUUCCACUGCUUACCCAUAACAUUUAGCUAGCAAUGUCAACUGUUUAUUCAUUACUUUCAUCUGGUAUUUUUCAACCAUUAUCCAUGACUUUUACCUAUUUCACCUGUUUAUCCAUCCACCAUUUUUUCCAUUAUUUUAGCUAGCUGUUGUAUUUCCGUCAUUUAUGCUAAUUUUCUUAACUAACAAGGUCAAAUGUUUAUUCAUACCUUUUGUUGUGGUUGCUCAUUUAUCCAUUCAUUUUAGUUUGUUUAUCUUUAGUUUGAAGCUAUAUUUAACUACUUGCUCAUUAGUGUUGCAUCAGUUAGCUUAUUUCUUACUCCCUUACUAACCAGUUUUCAUUCACUUGUUCCUGCUAGACCUAUAUUCACCCAAAAUGUGGACAUUUCUUUACUAAAGGAAAAAUACUUUCUUCAUCUUAUUGCGUAUCCAUUCUACCCUUAGUUAGAAAUCACUGGUUUAAACACAUUUCCAUGUUAAUUAGUGAGCUUUGGAGGUGCUGGUGGGUUUAUUUUGUCACUUUUGGACAGAACCAGGCUAGCUGUUUCAACCGCCAUGUUCUGACUAUUCAGACAUUCAUGAGUAGCAUCUCGUCAACAUCAUCCAACACGUGAACAAAGAUAUUUCCCAAAUUAUCAGGCUGUCCUAAUCAACAUGACUCAUCUAAAAAGUGUUUGUACUCAGGAUGAUCUUUCCAAUGUGUUUUAAGAAAGACGUUUUUUUGAAGUCCUGUGGAAUUAAGUGUCGAUCAGGCUACCUCCUUCAGAGACAAGGAUGGGUUCUCAUCUAGAAUUUUAAAAGACAUCUGAGGAAAACACAGUACUUAUAUUCAGCUUUGUAAAGCCCCUUCACUCUUUCUUUCCUCAUCAAAAGACUGACGUGGUUGCGUUUUUCCAGGAGCACACUGAUGGCCUAGACUGAGUUAUGGUAGUUCCCUAUAAAUCCCCUCUAACAAGAAUAGACUUCAGGCCAGCCAGUCAGCCAAAUAUACUUGAGUCAGACUCAGUUACAGAAAUAUCAAAACAUUCCAUCUGCAUGACUUUGUAAAGUUCUGCCUUUGUAUAAGUCUGCAUGUUUGUGUACUAGUCUGAUUGUGUCAUGUUGAAGGUCUGAAGGGGCUUGUGUGCAUGUGUGUGUUACGAGUCAAAGCAGGGUCUUCUGCCUUGGAACGGCUCCUGUUUCACAUGGGAAAAAAGUGGAAUAGGUCCCAUCUUCCCAAACCGGUCCGCCGAGCUCCGGUCAGAACAAGCUGCCAAAUCCGACCCCAGCUGCCUUCCCUCUCUGCCUCUUUCAGGAGAUUUUAAUCACUUGGCUGUGGCUGCAUUCAGUGCCAAGGCCCCUCUUCAAGCUCAUGUUCCUCUUCAUCCAGAGGACCGGUCUUCUUUGUGUAUUCACCACCUUUUUGGCUGAUGUUAUUCACUCUGACACCUCAUGUUUGCUAAUUUGCCUGUCACAAGAGAACGAAAAUAAGAAAAAAAAAAAAGACUUCCCCACUUCAGUGCCACCUGCCUCUCUUGUCUCUGUGUCUUCAUAGUGUGGAGAAUCAGGAACUGCCUCAGAUGUGCUCACCGAAGGCCAUCAUGCUCUGCUUUAAUAGCACCUGAGCCAUGCCGUGCUUUUGACUGUGCUACAGUAUCCAUCUAACCUCCCGUUGGCGGUCAUCCACGCGUAGAUUGGCGAUGUUUGUUUUCUCUUUGAUGUACUUAGUGACCUUCCUAUGCCGUGUGAGAGGAAUCGAUGUAUGACAGAAAUUUAUUUUUGGUGUUUUUUUUCUUCUUCUGAACAGUAUUUUCUCUGCCUAAUAAAAUACGUAUUCUGGCUA